AUGUCACCAUCAUACCCCUCAGACAGCAGCAGUCACCACCUCCACCACGACAGCAGCUGUCACCACCGUCAAUCCUGCAGCAGCUGUCACCACCAUCGCUCUGGCAGCAGCUGUCACCACGGCCUCUCUGGCAGCAGUCACCAACGCAGUUCCGGCAGCAGCUGUCACCACCUCUACUCCGGCAGCUGUCACCAACGAAGCUCUGGCAUCUGCUUUCAACAACACCGCUCAGAGAGCAUCUGUCACCACCACCUCUCCGGCAACAGCUGUCACCACCGCUGCUACGGAACCAGCUGUUACCUCCGCCAAUCCUGCAGAUGUCACCACUUCGCCGACAGCAGCUGUCACCACCACCGCUCCAGGAUCAGCAGUCACUACCGCCUCUCCGGCAACAGCUGUCACUACCACCUCUCCGGCAUCAGCAGUCACUACCGCCUCUCUGGCAUCAGCAGUCACUACCGCCUCUCCGGCAUCAGCAGUCACUACCGCCUCUCCGGCAUCAGAAGUCACUACCGCCUCUCCGACAACAGCAGUCACCAACGCCACUCCGGCAUCAGCAGUCACUACCACCUCUCCGGCAUCAGCAGUCACUACCGCCUCUCCAGCAUCAGCAGUCACCACCUCCACUCAGACAGCAGCUGUCACCACCCUCCGGCAGCAGCUGUCACCACGGCCUCUCCGGCAGCAGUCACCACCGCAGUUCCGGCACCAGUUACCAACGCAGCUCCGGCAACAGCUUUCAACAACACCAAUCAGACAGCAGCUGUCACCAACACCACUCAGGCAGCUGUCACCACCGCUGCUACGGAACCAGCUGUUACCUCCGCCAAUCCUGCAGAUGUCACCACUUCGCUGACAGCAGCUGUCACCACCGCCGCUCCAGGAUCAGCAGUCACUACCACCUCUCCGGCAACAGCAGUCACUUCCGCCUCUCUGGCAAAAGCAGUCACUACCGCCUCUCCGGCAUCAGCAGUCACUACCGCCUCUCCGGCAACAGCUGUCACCACUGCCGCUCCAGGAUCAGCAGUCACUACCGCCUCUCCGGCAACAGCAGUCACUUCCGCCUCUCUGGCAAAAGCAGUCACUACCGCCUCUCCGGCAACAGCUGUUACCGCCGCCGCUCCAUCAGCUGUCACCACCACUGCUACAGAGGCAGCUGUUACCUCUGCCAAUCCUGCAGAUGUCACCACCUCCACUCCAUUAGCAGCAGUCACUACCGCCUCUCCGGCAUCAGCAGUCACUACCACCUCUCCAGCAUCAGCAGUCACCACCUCCACUCAGACAGCAGCUGUCACCACCGUCAAUCCUGCAGCAGCUGUCACCACGGCCUCUCCGGCAGCAGUCACCACCGCAGUUCCGGCAGCAGCUGUAACCAACACAGCUCCGGCAACAGCUUUCAACAACACCAAUCAGACAGCAGCUGUCACCAACACCACUCAGGCAGCUGUCACCACCACCGCUCCAGCAACAGCUGUCAUCACCACAUCUCUGGCACCAGUUACCAACGCAGCUCCGGCAACAGCUUUCAACAACACCAAUCAGACAGCAGCUGUCACCAACACCACUCAGGCAGCUGUCACCACCGCUGCUACGGAACCAGCUGUUACCUCCGCCAAUCCUGCAGAUGUCACCACUUCGCUGACAGCAGCUGUCACCACCGCCGCUCCAGGAUCAGCAGUCACUACCACCUCUCCGGCAACAGCAGUCACUUCCGCCUCUCUGGCAAAAGCAGUCACUACCGCCUCUCCGGCAUCAGCAGUCACUACCGCCUCUCCGGCAACAGCUGUCACCACCGCCGCUCCAGGAUCAGCAGUCACUACCGCCUCUCCGGCAACAGCAGUCACUUCCGCCUCUCUGGCAAAAGCAGUCACUACCGCCUCUCCGGCAACAGCUGUUACCGCCGCCGCUCCAUCAGCUGUCACCACCACUGCUACAGAGGCAGCUGUUACCUCUGCCAAUCCUGCAGAUGUCACCACCUCCGCUCCAUUAGCAGCAGUCACUACCGCCUCUCCGGCAUCAGCAGUCACUACCACCUCUCCAGCAUCAGCAGUCACCACCUCCACUCAGACAGCAGCUGUCACCACCGUCAAUCCUGCAGCAGCUGUCACCACGGCCUCUCCGGCAGCAGUCACCACCGCAGUUCCGGCAGCAGCUGUAACCAACACAGCUCCGGCAACAGCUUUCAACAACACCAAUCAGACAGCAGCUGUCACCAACACCACUCAGGCAGCUGUCACCACCACCGCUCCUGCAACAGCUGUCAUCACCACAUCUCUGGCAGCAGUCACCAACAAAGCUCUGGCAACUGCUUUCAACAACACCAAUCAGACAGCAGCUGUCACCAUCACCACUCCGGCAACAGCUGUCACCACCGCUGCUACGGAACCAGCUGUUACCUCCGCCAAUCCUGCAGAUGUCACCACUUCGCCGACAGCAGCUGUCACUACCGCCUCUCCGGCAUCAGCAGUCACUACCACCUCUCCAGGAUCAGCAGUCACUACCGCCUCUCUGGCAACAGCUGUCACUACCGCCUCUCCGGCAUCAGCAGUCACUACCGCCUCUCCGGCAUCAGCAGUCACUACCGCCUCUCUGGCAUCAGCAGUCACUACCACCUCUCUGGCAACAGCAGUCACUACCGCCUCUCUGGCAACAGCAGUCACUACCGCCUCUCUGGCAACAGCAGUCACUACCGCCUCUCCGGCAACAGCAGUCACUACCGCCUCUCCGGCAACAGCAGUCACUACCGCCUCUCCGGCAACAGCAGUCACUACCGCCUCUCCGGCAACAGCAGUCACUACCGCCUCUCUGGCAUCAGCUGUCACCACCGCCGUUCCGGCAUCAGCAGUCACUACCGCCGUUCCGGCAUCAGCAGUCACUACCGCCUCUCUGGCAUCAGCAGUCACUACCGCCUCUCUGGCAUCAGCAGUCACUACCGCCUCUCCAGCAUCAGCAGUCACCACCUCCACUCAGACAGCAGCUGUCACCACCGUCAAUCCUGCAGCAGCUGUCACCACCGCCGCUCCAUCAGCAGUCACCACCACUGCUACAGAGGCAGCUGUUACCUCAGCCAAUCCUGCAGAUGUCAUCACCACCUCUCAGGCAGUAGCUGUCACCACCACCUCUCCGGCAGCAGGUGUCACCAAGGCAACUCCGGCAGCAGUCACCACUGGAGCUCCAGAACCAGCUGUCACCAUCGCUGCUACGGAAGCAGCUGUUACCUCCGCCAAUCCUGCAGAUGUCACCAUCUCCGCUCCAUCAGCAGCUAUCACCAUCACCCCUCAGACAGCAGCAGUCACCACCUCCACUACGACAGCAGCUGUCACCACCAUCAAUCCUGCGGCAGCUGUCAACACCACCGCUCUGGCAGCAGCUGUCACCACCGUCAAUCCUGCAGCAGCUGUCAACACCAUCGCUCUGGCAGCAGCUGUCACCACGGCCUCUCCGGCAGCAGUCACCAACGCAGUUCCGGCAGCAGCUGUCACCACCUCUACUCUGGCAGCUGUCACCAACGAAGCUCUGGCAUCUGCUUUCAACAACACCGCUCAGAGAGCAUCUGUCACCACCACCUCUCCGGCAUCAGCAGUCACUACCACCUCUCCGGCAACAGCAGUCACCACCUCCACUCAGACAGCAGCUGUCACCACUGUCAAUCCUGCAGCAGCUGUCACCACCACCUCUCCGGCAGCAGCUGUCACCACGGCCUCUCCGGCAGCAGUCACCACCGCAGUUCCGGCAACAGCUGUCACCACCUCCGCUCCGGCAACAGCUUUCAACAACACCAAUCAGACAGCAGCUGUCACCAACACCACUCAGGCAGCUGUCACCAUCACCACUCCGGCAACAGCUGUCACCACCGCUGCUACGGAACCAGCUGUUACCUCCGCCAAUCCUGCAGAUGUCACCACUUCGCUGACAGCAGCUGUCACCACCGCCUCUCCAGGAUCAGCAGUCACUACCACCUCUCUGGCAACAGCAGUCACUACCGCCUCUCCGGCAUCAGCAGUCACUACCGCCUCUCCGGCAUCAGCAGUCACUACCACCUCUCCGGCAACAGCUGUUACCACAACCACUCCUGCAGCAGCUGUCACCGCCGCCGCUCCAUCAGCAGUCACCAUCACUGCUACAGAGGCAGCUGUUACCUCAGCCAAUCCUUCAGAUGUCAUCACCACCUCUCAGGCAGUAGCUGUCACCACCACCUCUCCGGCAGCAGUCACCACUGCAGCUCCGGAACCAGCUGUUACCAUCGCUGCUACAGAAGCAGCUGUUACCUUUGCCAAUCCUGCAGAUGUCACCACCUCUACUCCAUUAGCAGCAGUCACUACCGCCUCUCCGGCAACAGCAGUCACUACCGCCUCUCCGGCAUCAGCAGUCACCACCUCCACUCAGACAGCAGCUGUCACCACCACCACUCCCGCAGCAGCUGCUACCACCACAACUCCUGCAGCAGCUGCUACCACCACAACUCCUGCAGCAGCUGCUACCACCACAACUCCUGCUACAGCUGUCACCACGGCCUCUCCGGCAGCAGCAGUCACUACCGCCUCUCCGGCAUCAGCAGUCACUACCGCCUCUCCGGCAUCAGCUGUCACCACCAUCACUCCUGCAGCAGCUGCUACCACCACCACUCCUGCAGCAGCUGCUACCACCACAACUCCUGCAGCAGCUGUUACCACCACCACCAUUCCUGCAGCAGCUGCUACCACCACCACUCCUGCAGCAGCUGCUACCACCACAACUCCUGCAACAACUCCUGCUGCAGCUGUUACCACCACCACUCCUGCAGCAGCUGUCACCACCACCACUCCUGCAGCAGCUGUCACCACCACCGCUCCUGCAGCAGCUGUCACCACCACAACUCCUGCUGCAGCUGCUACCACCACAACUGCUGCAGCAUCUGUUACCACCACCACUCCUCCAUCAGCAGUCACCACCACUGCUACAGAGGCAGCUGUUACCUCAGCCAAUCCUGCAGAUGUCAUCACCACCUCUCAGGCAGUAGCUGUCACCACCACCUCUCCGGCAGCAGUCACCACUGCAGCUCCGGAACCAGCUGUUACCAUCGCUGCUACAGAAGCAGCUGUUACCUCCGCCAAUCCUGCAGAUGUCACCAUCUCCGCUCCAUCAGCAGCUAUCACCAUCACCCCUCAGACAGCAGCAGUCACCACCUCCACUCCUGCAGCAGCUGUCACCACCACCACUCCUGCAGCAGCUGCUACCACCACAACUCCUGCUGCAGCUGUCACCACCACAACUCCUGCAGCAGCUGCUACCACCACAACUGCUGCAGCAGCUGUUACCACCACCACUCCUGCAGCAGCUGUCACCACCACCACUCCUGCAGCAGCAGUCACCACCACCACUCCUGCAGCAGCUGUCACCACCACCACUCACGCAGCAGCAGUCACCACCACAACUCCUGCAGCAGCUGUUACCACCACCACUCCUGCAGCAGCUGUCACCACCACCACUCCUGCAGCAGCUGUCACCACCACUACUCCUGCAGCAGCUGCUACCACCACCACCACUCCUGCAGCAGCUGUCACCACCACUACUCCUGCAGCAGCUGUCACCACCACCACUCCUGCAGCAGCUGUUACCACCACCACUCCUGCAGCAGCUGUCACCACCACUACUCCUGCAGCUGCUACCACCACCACCACUCCUGCAGCAGCUGCCACCACCACCACUACUCCUGCAGCAGCUGUCACCACCACCACUCCUGCAGCAGCUGUUACCACCACCACUCCUGCAGCAGCUGUCACCACCACCACUCCUGCAGCAGCUGUUACCACCUCCACUCCUGCUGUCGCAUCAACUGACCCUCCAUCUUCUAGUGAAGGAGUCCUGAGUCUUCAGUUCAGUCUCGACCAGACGUUCAACUCAGAUCUUUCCAACCCGUCCUCUUCAGAGUUCAAGACCCUGGCGGUCAAAGUGGUCUCUGAGGUGAACAAGGCUUAUGCUGGGACCCCAGGCUUCAAUCGUUCUAUUGUUAACUCAUUCAGGAGUGGAUCUGUAGUUACCGACAUGACCCUCGUGUUCGACAAGCAGACUUCGGUUCCCAGCUCAAACAGCGCACAAGCAACUUUCACCAACAGUCCCACCUCCCUGAACAUUCUAUCAGGCAGCAUCAUUUUUGAGUCAUCAACCACAUCAGGAAGUGCUCCCCGACCCACUGCCUUCACUCUGGCUGCCUUGCCUCUCAGUUUGGCUCUGUUAAUGGUACAGCUGUUGGCUAGCUAAUAGCCUGGGACAUAGCUGCUGUGGCUUUGCUAGCUGGCGGCUAGCUAAUAGCCUGGGGCGUAGCUGCUGUUGCUCUGCUAGCUGCUAGGCUAGCUAAUAGACUGGGGCAUAGCUGCUAUGGCUCUGCUAGCUGCUAGGCUAGCUAAUAGCCUGGGGCAUAGCUGCUAUGGCUCUGCUAGCUGCUAGGCUAGCUAAUAGCCCUGGGCAUAGCUGCUGUGGCUCUGCUAGCUGCUAGGCUAGCUAAUAGCCUGGGGCAUAGCUGCUAUGGCUCUGCUAGCUGCUAGGCUAGCUAAUAGCCUGGGACAUAGCUGCUGUGGCUCUGCUAGCUGCUAGGCUAGCUAAUAGCCUGGGGCAUAGCUGCUGUGGCAUUGGUUUAAACAAUCAACCGUUUCCCAGCUCUCAUAGAUACAGCCUUAAAGCUAGAAUCCUUAGUUGCUACACCCAUUUUUUUUACUUAUAAAUUAAUUAUAUCUACCCAUUGAUUCUAGAAGAAUAUAACAUACGAAUGCCUCAUGAGUUUAGCUCAACUUCCGUACCCCAUCAGAACCCAAAAUAUAAGCUUGUUUUACUCCAAUGUUUCUAAACAAUGCAAACAAACACUGUAUAGCUUUAAAACAUUAUUAAAACUAUAAUUCUGA
Molecule: messenger RNA, 6878 nt
Organism: Salmo salar (Atlantic salmon)
Lineage: Eukaryota; Metazoa; Chordata; Actinopteri; Salmoniformes; Salmonidae
Source: RefSeq, a predicted model, not a curated record